Messenger RNA from Pelodiscus sinensis (Chinese soft-shelled turtle), 3746 nucleotides. RefSeq names its product EPH receptor A3 (gene EPHA3). Gene Ontology annotation, biological process: axon guidance; ephrin receptor signaling pathway; protein phosphorylation. The record is from RefSeq and is a predicted model, not a curated record. Lineage: Eukaryota; Metazoa; Chordata; Testudines; Trionychidae. Gene Ontology annotation, molecular function: transmembrane-ephrin receptor activity; protein binding; ATP binding. Gene Ontology annotation, cellular component: dendrite; plasma membrane.
UCACGAGCUGCGUUGCCUUUGUACUUGGGAGGUGGCAGGGGUGCUCUCUAGGACCCAGCGAGCUGCCCCCGAAGCAGCCUGCAGAAAGGCAGCUCAGCAGACUCCUCCUUAUCUCCAGUGUCAAACUUGACAUCAGCCUGCAAGCGGAGCAUGGUAACUUCUCCUGCAAUCAGCGCUCUCACAUCAGUGGCAUGCUGCAUGAAGAUAUGCUCCUCUCCCUGCCCUCUGCACCAGCAACAUGGAUUGUCACGUCUCCAUCCUCCUCCUUGUAAUCUGCUCUGCCCGCAGCUGCUUAGGGGACCUGAUUCUCCAUCCUACAAACGAAGUUAAUCUGCUGGAUUCAAAAGCAAUUCAAGGGGAGCUGGGCUGGAUCUCCUACCCAUCACAUGGGUGGGAAGAGAUUAGUGGAGUUGAUGAACAUUAUACGCCAAUCAGAACUUACCAGGUUUGCAAUGUUAUGGAUCACAGUCAGAACAACUGGCUGAGAACUAACUGGAUUCCACGCAACUCAGCUCAGAAAAUCUAUGUGGAGCUCAAGUUUACCUUGAGGGACUGUAAUAGCAUUCCUCUGGUGCUGGGCACUUGCAAAGAGACCUUCAAUCUCUAUUAUAUGGAGUCCGAUGAUGACCAUUCGGUCAAGUUCAGAGAGCAUCAGUUUACAAAGAUUGACACUAUUGCAGCUGAUGAGAGCUUCACUCAAAUGGAUCUGGGGGAUCGAAUUCUCAAGCUUAAUACGGAAGUUCGUGACAAAAUUCAAGAUGUGGGCGCAUGUGUUGCCUUAGUAUCAGUGCGAGUGUACUUCAAGAAAUGCCCUUUCACUAUAAAAAACCUGGCUAUGUUUCCAGAUACAGUACCUAUGGACUCUCAGUCAUUGGUGGAAGUGCAAGGUUCUUGUGUCAAUCACUCCAAGGAAGAAGACCCACCCAAGAUGUAUUGCAGUACAGAAGGCGAAUGGCUAGUGCCCAUAGGAAAGUGUUUGUGUAAUGCUGGCUAUGAAGAAAGAGGCUAUGAAUGCCAAGCCUGCCGACCUGGGUUCUACAAGGCCUUUGCUGGUAACGUGAAAUGUGCCAAAUGCCCACCACACAGCUCUACCUACGAAGAGGGUUCUGUGAACUGCAGGUGUGAGAAGAAUUACUUUCGAUCUGAGAGAGAUCCUCCAUCCAUGGCUUGCACAAGACCUCCAUCUGCACCACGAAACGUUAUCUCGAAUAUCAAUGAAACAUCAGUUAUCCUAGACUGGAGCUGGCCCCUUGAUGCAGGAGGCCGGAAAGAUGUCACCUUCAACAUCAUUUGCAAAAAAUGCGGAGGGAACAUCAAAUUGUGUGAACCAUGCAGUGCCAAUGUGCGCUUCUUACCCCGUCAGAUUGGACUCACCAACACCACAGUGACCGUAGUAGAUCUUCUGGCACACACCAACUACACCUUUGAGAUUGAUGCAGUCAAUGGGGUGUCUGACUUGAGUACAUUCCAGAGGCAAUUUGCUGCUGUCAGCAUCACAACUAAUCAGGCUGCCCCAUCCCCCAUCACAACAAUUAGGAAAGAGCGGACAUCCCGAAAUAGUGUCUCUCUCUCUUGGCAAGAACCUGAGCAGCCUAAUGGAAUCAUCUUGGACUACGAGGUCAAGUACUAUGAAAAGCAGGAGCAAGAGACAAGUUAUACUAUUCUGAGAGCAAGAGGCACUAAUGUUACCAUCAGUGGCCUCAAACCUGAUACCACCUACGUCUUCCAAAUCCGAGCCCGGACAGCAGCUGGAUACGGAUCAAACAGCCGCAAGUUUGAGUUUGAAACCAGUCCAGAUUCAUUCUCCAUCUCCAGCGAAAAUAGCCAGGUUGUAAUGAUUGCCAUUUCAGCUGCAGUAGCAAUUAUUCUCCUAACAGUCGUGGUGUAUGUCCUGAUUGGGAGAUUCUGUGGCUAUAACAAAUCUAAACAUGGUGCUGAUGAGAAGAGGCUGCAUUUUGGUAAUGGACAUUUAAAACUCCCAGGUCUCAGAACUUAUGUAGAUCCACAUACGUAUGAGGACCCCAAUCAGGCUGUCCAUGAAUUUGCCAAGGAACUAGAUGCUACUUGCAUAUCCAUUGAUAAAGUUGUUGGAGCAGGAGAAUUUGGAGAAGUAUGCAGUGGGCGCCUUAAGCUUCCUUCUAAGAAGGAAAUUUCAGUGGCAAUCAAGACCCUGAAGGUUGGCUACACAGAGAAGCAGAGAAGAGAUUUCUUGGGGGAGGCGAGCAUCAUGGGGCAGUUUGACCAUCCGAACAUCAUUCGUCUAGAGGGAGUUGUCACCAAAAGUAAACCAGUUAUGAUUGUUACAGAGUAUAUGGAGAAUGGUUCUUUGGACAGCUUCCUCCGAAAACAUGAUGCUCAGUUCACAGUCAUCCAGCUUGUGGGCAUGCUUCGAGGGAUAGCAUCUGGCAUGAAGUACUUGUCAGAUAUGGGUUACGUCCAUCGUGACCUAGCUGCACGUAACAUUCUCAUCAAUAGUAAUCUGGUGUGCAAAGUCUCGGAUUUUGGCCUCUCUCGUGUAUUGGAGGAUGACCCAGAAGCUGCUUACACAACUAGAGGGGGGAAGAUUCCAAUCCGAUGGACAUCGCCAGAAGCCAUUGCAUAUCGCAAGUUCACCUCAGCCAGUGAUGCGUGGAGCUAUGGGAUUGUCCUCUGGGAGGUGAUGUCCUAUGGAGAGAGACCCUACUGGGAGAUGUCCAAUCAGGACGUAAUCAAGGCUGUGGAUGAAGGGUACCGCUUGCCACCUCCUAUGGACUGCCCAGCUGCCUUGUAUCAAUUGAUGCUGGACUGCUGGCAGAAAGACAGAAAUAACAGACCCAAGUUUGAGCAGAUUGUCAGCAUCCUGGACAAACUGAUCCGUAAUCCCAGCAGUCUGAAAAUAAUCACUAAUGCGGCUGCAAGGCCAGCAAAUCUUCUCCUGGACCAAAGCAACGUUGACAUCUCAGCCUUCCGCACAACAGGUGACUGGCUUAAUGGAAUUCGGUCAGGACAGUGCAAGGACAUCUUCACGGGUGUGGAAUACAGUUCAUGUGACACUAUAGCCAAGAUUUCCAUAGAUGAUAUGAAGAAGGUUGGUGUUACGGUUGUGGGGCCUCAGAAGAAGAUUAUUAGCAGUAUUAAAGCGCUAGAAACUCAUACAAAGAAUGGCCCUGUUCCUGUGUAAGGUACCAAAAUGAUGUUGCUCAGGUCAAAGAGAGACAAGUUGCGUCAAAGGGCAAACAGUGACCACUGCGGAAACUGCACGAAUUAAAGGAGCUCUCACAACGUUGGGAACAUUGGUGGAAAUUUCAAGCCCACUAAGAAACUCAAAUAUUGAGUACAAAUGCCUUAAAAAUAGGAACAAAAAUUUUUAAUCCUAAAGGGUGGGUGCUUUCUUUUCCCCUUCUAGUAUCUAAUUGAUAAUACAGACAAUAAUUUUGAAAAGAAAAAAAUAUGUAUAAACCCUCCAAGUAUAACAGUGAAAGUGAAUUCUAGAGCCAUUUGAACAUUUACUGACUGAAUAUCAUGAAACACCACGGACAGAAAAGCUGUGUGUUUGAUCAACAGCAGCAACAACAACCACAAAAAAAAGACUUGCAGUAUUUUUAUACACAAAAGAGAUCUGUAACAGGCAUUUUAUUUCUUUAAAGGCAAGCAAAAUCGAGGGAUUAUACCUCAAAUUUAUCUGGCCAUAUUUACAAUAAUAUUACUGUCAUCCUUUGUUUCGACUGUGGAAAGGCAUAGAGAAAUAAAAUUUGUAGUGACUUUGA